AUGACAACCAUCAAAACCCGCAUCUGCAUGAUAUCAGACACCCAUACAAGCACACCACACCCAUCCCAAAGAAUCGACUAUGCCUAUCGUUACCCCCUCCCUAAAGCAGAUAUCCUCCUCCACGCCGGCGACCUCACAAAAGUAGGGUACCGCGUCGAGCACGAAGCAAUGAUCGCCAUGCUCACCGAUGCCGACGCAGAGCUCAAACUCGUAAUAGCAGGGAACCACGACAUAACCCUAGACGAAGAGUACUUCACAACCUUCGGCUAUACUCGUCACAAACGCGCAGAGAAACUAGGCAAAGAAUCUAUCUUACUAUCGGACGACAACCUCCAGACCACCCUGCGCACCUCCUCUGCCAAAAGUCCAAACCCAGACUCCCUGAAAGCCUACGCCCGCUCUAUUAAAUCCCUCUGGACGAGCGAAUCUGCCCGAAAAGCAGGAAUAAUCUACCUAGAAGAAGGAAUUCACUCCUUUACCCUCUCAACAGGUGCUAAAUUCACGCUCUACGCUUCGCCCUACCAACCGGAAUUCUACAAUUGGGCAUUCGGGUAUCCCCGCGAUGAAGACCGCUACAACCCCGCCCCUGCUACACUUCCACGGCCUCAAAACCCAAUCCCGGAUUACCCGGCUAUUGACAUCCUGCUAACACAUGGCCCGCCCGCCGGAGUAAUGGACCAGGUCCCGCCUGAUUUGAAUGUUGGAUGUGAGCAUCUUCUGCGUGCCGCGCGCCGCGCAAAGCCACGACUGCACCUCUUUGGUCAUAUUCAUGAAGGGUGGGGUGCGCAGCGUGGGGUGUGGGAUGAUGAGGCAGGUGGAGGUGGUGUCAGGCUUGAAAAUGUACCCACUGAUGCGGAGGAUAUGCUGGAGAAUCGGGGCGCGUUCUAUGACGUUAGUGCUGGGGCUGACAGGCCGCUGCGUGUUGGGGAGGAGACGCUUUUUGUUAAUGGGAGCAUUGUGACGGUUAAUUAUCAGGCGAGGAAUGCGCCGUGGGUGGUGGAUUUAGAGCUUCCUGUUUCUGGGACAGGGGAGCUUUGA
Molecule: messenger RNA, 1038 nt
Organism: Penicillium digitatum Pd1
Lineage: Eukaryota; Fungi; Ascomycota; Eurotiomycetes; Eurotiales; Aspergillaceae
Product: metallophosphatase domain-containing protein
Molecular function (GO): hydrolase activity
Source: RefSeq, a predicted model, not a curated record